GCCCGUCAGUCGUACGUGAUGAAUCUGUUAUAGAUACGGCCAAGAAGCAUGCCGGGAAAGGUAAUCCGGAGUCCGGGAGCUGUUCGCUACCCCACAGCGUUCCCGUUCUCCCGUCGAUCCCGGGUUAAGCAGAAUGCUACCCUGUCUCGGCUCUCUUGGCCUUUUGCUACUACCACGCGCCGCUAAAUGGAAAGGAGGAAGGCCUUACGCAGUAUUGGGACUGUGAGGGAACUGGCAAACAUCGCAACCUUACAAUCGCGACCUGCGUACCCGUAUUUAUCGGCGAAUUGUCGGCGCCCUAGCAGAACACAGGCUUAUCUGCUCCGUCUCCGCAGCCUCCCCUUGCACCCGACCACCUCACUGGGCAGCAGCCGGUCUUGGCGCGCUCUCCGGCCUCAGCGCACUGCGAUCCACUACACCCUAGCAAGCCAGAGAGCUACAGGGCCCCCACGCAGCAGCAGCCGCCAUGUUCGUCCUUCCACCCCCGCCCAGAUACUCGACAGGAACGGGGCACAACGGCCUUCCAGCGGGCACGCCUCUGCCAAUGAUCGAGACGAACAACGUCCUUACCAACCCCUCUGGUCCUGAAUACCAGUUUCUGGUGGGCGAGGGGUUGUAUGUCUUGAAGGAAGAUCUUCAUCUCGCGACCCCUCCACCACACCCUUCCGAGACACCCUUGACCAACCCGAAUCCUCUCUCGACAGCACCCCAACCCGCGACCGCCGGCACCCGACUUACGCUGCUCAACCUCGACGUCAACCCGCUAUCGCCUGCCGUCUACCGUACUACCUCGCGAUCAGAUGGCGCGCCGGGAGGGUCACAGGAGAACCAGGAUGAGGGACACUCGUCGACGGACCUGCGCGAGAGCAGCAGCGAUGCGGGCCGCAUGAGCUCCGUCGAUAACCCGCUGUACAGGGCCAACACGAACACGCCGGCCUUUGGAGAGGGCAACAGUCUCCUUGCGCCUGCUGCGCAGAAGGAUGCUGGCAAGCGGCGCAAACCCAAGAACAAUAUGACCAAGAGCAAUUCGUCCUUCAUCUCGAGAGUGAUCAACCACGAGGCCUUGCCCAAGCGGCUGCAAGAACGGGCCAGAGACGGCCUGUUCGCGUUUGCCAACAUCAACCGUGCUUUCCAAUGGCUAGACUUAUCCUCCCCAACAAAGGCUGAGUACUUGACCAAGAUACUGUUUACUAAGGCCCAUUGCCUGUGCCACGAUGUAAACAAGGUGACCAAGAGCGCGACGCACAUCGACGUCAUCAUGGGCUUCUCGACCGGUGAGAUCAUCUGGUGGGAGCCCAUCACGCAGCGGUACACCAGGCUCAACAAGAAUGGUCUCAUCAACGGCACGCCCGUGUCUCAGAUCGAAUGGAUACCCGGAUCCGAGAAUCUCUUCCUUGCCUCGCACAUGGACGGGACGUUGGUGGUCUACGACAAGGAGAAGGAAGACAGCAUCUUCACCCCAGAGGACGAGGGAAGCUCCCGCCCUGGCGGAGACGCCAGCGGGACCAGCCGGGUAAACUACACGUCCCGGAUCUAUGUCCACAAAUCGGUUCAUUCCAAGAACCAGAAAACCAACCCCGUCGCCGUAUGGAAACUGUCCAACCAACGGAUCAACGCCUUUGCCUUCUCCCCAGACAACCAGCACCUCGCCGUCGUCUCCGAGGACGGCACCCUCCGGAUCAUCGAUUACCUCAAGGAAACGCUCCUUGACCUCCACUACUCCUACUAUGGCGGCUUGACGUGCGUCUGCUGGUCCCCCGACGGCAAAUACGUCGUGACCGGCGGCCAGGACGACGUCAUUUCCAUCUGGUGCCCGUCCGAGAGCCCGGCCCUCAUUGCCCGCUGUCAGGGCCACCACUCGUGGGUGACGUCGGUCGCGUUCGACCCCUGGCGGUGCGAUGAGCGGAACUACAGGUUCGGCAGCGUCGGUGAGGACAGGCGAAUCUGUCUUUGGGAUUUCAGCGUGGGCAUGCUGCAUCGGCCGAGAGCGGCAUCAGUCAGACAGCGCGGCUCGAUCUCGUCCCGCCCGGGUGCCAUCCCGCUCCACCGUGCUGAAACGUCUGCUACAGCGGGGACGAGGGGUAGCGGCCGGCUGAGGUCGGAUUCGAACCUCUCGUCGGGGGCGCCGGGUCCGGCGGAUUCGGAGAGGGAGAAGGUGCUGCCGCACCCUGUCGAGCCGAGGGCCACCACAGCGACGCUGCCGCCUGUCUUGGUACGGUUCUUUCCCCCCAAUACCGUCAUUCCGCGCUCGCAGGACGAAACUGUACAUGAUUGCUGAUACGCGUCGA
Thermothelomyces thermophilus ATCC 42464 is the source of this 2288-nucleotide messenger RNA. RefSeq lists its product as uncharacterized. The record is from RefSeq and is a predicted model, not a curated record. The transcript is spliced from 7 exons. The coding region runs from base 467 to 2278 and encodes 603 amino acids. Gene Ontology annotation, biological process: carbon catabolite repression of transcription. NCBI's taxonomy places the organism in Eukaryota, Fungi, Ascomycota, Sordariomycetes, Sordariales, Chaetomiaceae. Gene Ontology annotation, molecular function: protein binding. Gene Ontology annotation, cellular component: cell division site; cell tip; nucleus.